UCCAGAGAGCUGUUGCGCUGACUGCCAGCUCCUCAGACGAAUAGAAUGAGAGUAUGGUGGAAGGCCCCGCCCCUGUGUCCAAGUCCGGAAACACGGAAACGACUGAGCAGAAAGUGGAAGAACUUUGUGCAGGAUGGAGAAUCGGUGCAACGUGCAGUGUUACGGUCGGGGAGAGAUCCAUGAGAAGAUUGUGAAGGAGCUGGACAUCUCCUAUUGUGAAGAGCCAGGGGUUCCCUGUGUUCUCUUUGUCUACAAAGUGUCUCAUGAAAUUCAGGAUAUUCGAAAUGCCCUUCACUGGGUCACAGGAGGAGGGAGAGUGCGGAAGGAAGACAUUUGUGCCGUGAUUCUAUUGCAGAAAUCCCGAGCUGUCGGAGAGGAGAAGAUAACAACAGAUCCAGGGUUAUUCCAUAAGGGAACUAAAGUUUUUCGUGUAUUUUGGAUGGAUUCCAGUAGCUGGUGGAGUAUAUCGAAGACGUACCAGUGCCCCACAGUGAUUCAGACUGUCAAGCAGAGUCUCAUCGACAGGACCCGAUCCAGGGGAGGUUCCUGCUCUGGGUGGAGCGAGGGUUCACAGGACAGUGAGACCCUAUCAGUGCCAAAUGAAGAGUCGGAUUCUCGGAUUUCUUCAAGCUGGAGCCCAGAGACGAACAACAGUAGCUCGGAAAAGCUUAACUGUAAUGUGCAGUGUUACGGUCGAGGAGACGCCCAUGAGAAGAUUGUGGAGGAGCUGGACAUCUCCCAUUGUGAAAGGCCAGGGGUUCCCUGUGUUCUGUUUGUCUACAGAGUGUCUAAUGAAAUUCAGGAUCUUCAGGAUGCUCUUCACUGGGUCACAGGAGACGGAAGAGCGCGGAAGGAAGACAUUUGUGCCGUGAUUCUGUUGCAGAAAUCCCGAGAUGUGGGAGAGGGGCAGAUAAGGACCUAUCCAGGGUUAUUCCAUGAAGGAACAGCAGUUCAUCGAGUACCUUGGAGAGAAACCAGCGAUAUUCUCAAAAGGAGAAAAACUGACUUCCAAUGUCCAAAUACGAUUCGGGCCAUCAGACAGAGUCUCAGUGACAGAACCAGAUCCAGAGAACAUCCCUCCCCCGUAGGACAGAGCGAGGAUCCGCCAGGCGGUGAGACUCUGGUGCUGAGUGAACAAUCGGCUUCCUCGAUUUCUUCAGGAUGGAGCCAAAGGAAGAGCAGCUGGAACUCGGAGAGGCUUCAGAGUAACGGGUGGAGCGAGGAUCCAAAGGGCGGUGAGAUCCUAUCAAUGCCAAAUUUACGAUCGGAUUCUCGGAUUUCUUCAAGCUACAGCCCAGAGAUGGAUGACAGUAGCUUGGAAAAGCUUAACUGUAACGUGCAGUGUUACGGUCAAGGAGAUGUCCAUGCGGAGAUUGUGAAGGAGCUGAAUAUCAACCAGUGUGAAGAGCCAAGGAUUCCCUGUGUCCUGUUUGUCUACAAAGUGUCUCGUGAAACUGAGGAUUUUCGAAAUGCCCUGCAGUGGGUCACAGGAGGCGGAAGAGUGCGGAAGGAAGAUAUUUGUGCCGUGAUUCUGUUGCAGAAAUCCCGAGAUGUGGGAGAGGGGCAGAUAAGGACCUAUCCAGGGAUAUUCCAUGAAGGAACAGCAGUUCAUCGAGUACCUUGGAGAGAAACCAGCGAUAUUCUCAAAAGGAGAAAAACUGACUUCCAAUGUCCAAAUACGAUUCGGGCCAUCAGACGGAGUCUCAGUGACAGAACCAGAUCCAGAGAACAUCCCUCCCCCGGGUCAAGCGAGGAUCCACAGGGCAGUGAGACUCCCUCAUUGUACAGUGCGCCCACCUCGACAUGCAGCGAGCAACCACAUCAUUCGACAUCUUCAACCUUCACGCAAGAGAAGAGCGAAAAGAGCUCAGAGCAACUUCAGUGUAACGGGUCGAACAAGGAUUCACAGGGCAGUGAGAGUCCCUCAUCGUGCAGUGUGCCCACCUCGACAUGCAGUGAGCAACCAGACCAUUUGGCAUCUUCAACCUUCAUGCAAGAGAAGAGCGAAAAGAGCUCAGAGAAGCCUCAGUGUAACGGGUCGAACAAGGAUUCACAGGGCAGUGAGAGUCCCUCAUCGUGCAGUGUGCCCACCUCGACAUGCAGUGAGCAACCAGACCAUUUGGCAUCUUCAACCUUCAUGCAAGAGAAGAGCGAAAAGAGCUCAGAGAAGCCUCAGUGUAACGGGGAUGUGGUCGAGGCAGGGUCGAACAAGGAUUCACAGGGCAGUGAGAGUCCCUCAUCGUGCAGUGUGCCCACCUCGACAUGCAGUGAGCAACCAGACCAUUCGACAUCUUCAACCUGGAUGCAAGAGAAGAGCGAAAAGAGCUCAGAGGAGCUUCAGUGUAACAGGUCGAGCGAGGAUUCACAGGGCAGUGAGAGUCCGUCAUCGUGCAGUGCGCCCACCUCGACAUGCAGUGAGCAGCCAGACCAUUUGACAUCUUCAACCUUCAUGCAAGAGAAGAGCGAAAAGAGCUCAGAGAAGCCUCAGUGUAACGUGCAGUGUUACGGUCCAAGAGUCGUCGAUGAGAAGAUUGUGAAGGAGCUGAAAAUCUGCCAGUGUGAAGGGCCAGGGGUUCCCUGUGUUCUGUUUGUCUACAAAGUGUCUCAUGAAAAUCAGGAUCUUCGAGAUGCCCUGCAGUGGGUCACAGGAGACCGGACAGUGCGGAAGGAAGACAUUUGCUCUGUGAUUCUGUUGCAGAAAUCCAGAGAUUUCGGAGUAAACAAGAUGACGACUGAUCCAGGGUUGUUCCAUGAGGGAACCAAUGUUUUUCAGAUAUUUUGGACAGAAGCGAGUGACACGUGGACAAGUACUGAUGAAGGCCACGCAGUGAUUCAGUCCGUCAGACAGAGUCUCGUCAACAAAACAGAAUCCAGAGGAGGGUCCUGUCCCGGUGUGUAAAACCUGCCUCUCCCCAGCCGCACGUCACAUUUCACCAUAUGGAACGUGUGUGUCUGGGGUGGGGAUGAUGGGAGACUGUCAAAACUGUACCCCAGUCAGUCAGUGAUACACCGGGAUGGAGGGUAUGGGAGGGAGGGAGGGUCAGAACAGAAAAUCCCCAUCGGUUCUAAGGUAACCUCAACACCAGCUCCCAGGUUACAGGUUUCUGAUUGAUGUGUGUGUGAGACCCCUCAGUGAGCAAUUAGACCCCCUCAGUGUGCAGUGAGACCCUCUUGGUGGGCACUGAGACUACUUCAAUGUGCAGUAAAUUAUGUUUUUGCAACAAUUAUGUUUUUGGUUAUACUGGCUCAAUAAGAACCAAAAACCAUUAAAAUUCCAAAUUUAAAACUUGUCUAGUUUUUUAUAUCAAAACUUUUCAUUUAAACCUUCAAUAACUGACCCCAUUUUUCUCCUAUGGAGAAAUAAAGGGAUCUGUACUUUUACAGAUUUAUUUUGUGAUGGUCGAUUGAUAACUUUUGAAGAGUUAAUUAACAAACAUUCUCUCGCUCAUGCACAUUUUUUGCAAUAUUUUCAGGUUAGACAUUUUUUACAACAAUUUUUACCUAAGUUUCCAUAGUUUCCAUAGUUCCUAAGUUUCCAUAGUUUCCAUAGUUCCUAAGUUUACAAGAAUCUGAUUUGUUGGAUACCAUUUUGAAGUUGAAUCCUUUAGUGGGAUGUUCCAUUGGCAGAAUCUAUAAUUUAUUUUUGUCAAAAGAAGAGAACCUACCACUAAAGAUUAAACAAGAUUGGGAGAGAGAACUUAAAAUGACCUUUGUUAAUGAAGAUUGGCUUUGAAUUUUGAAAAAUGUAAAUUCUUCUAUAUGUGCCAACCACUGUUUAAUUCAAUUUAAAAUUGUUCACCGUUAUUAUUUAACAAAGGAGAGACUAUCUAAAAUAUUUCCUAGUAUAGACAACUAUUGCGAUAGAUGUAAAACUGAAGUAGUUACUUUGUCACAUAUGUUCUGGUCAUGAUCUUCAUUAAAAUCGUUUCGGAAAUCUUUAUUUUCUACAAUUUCUAAAGCUAUGAAAAUUAAUUUACAAACUAAUGGGUUGACUGUUCUAUUUGGAAUAGUUCCGCAUCAUAUUCAGGGUAUUUCAUCUUCAGAUCAACAUAUAGUUGCAUUUAUUACACUACUGGCAAGAAGGGCUAUUUUAUUAAAAUGGAAAGAUACCUCUGUCCCUACAUUAAUUGUAUGGUUUUCUCAAGUAAUGUUAUGUCUCAGUUUGGAAAAAAAUUAGAAGUAGAACUUUUGAUCCUUGAUUUGAUUUUGAAAGAAGAUGAGGUUCUUUUGCCAAAUAUUAUCAUUUAAUUUGAAUUAUUCUAUAUGGUUUCCUUACAAUUUUGUUUUUUUAUAUAAAUACAAAUUGGCAGUGAUGACUUUUUUAUAUAUAUAUAUAUUUAGAUGAUGGUCAAACAUAUUGCUCUGGGGGGGUUGAUUCCUAAUGGGUUUUUUUUCCCUUUUUUUGUAGUCAGUGUUUUUUCUUCCCCUAGUUAGACGGGUUGCUUUUUUUAAAUCCUUUUUCCUAUAUAUUAAAAAAAAAUCCAUUUUUAUAUAUUACGAUCUGCUUAUUUUUCUUCAGCUUUAUUAAUUCUAUACAUAUUAAUCUGUUGAAGUUUUGUAUCAUUUUAUAGCUGUAGAAGACUAUGUACCAAUAAAAAGAUU
Hypanus sabinus (Atlantic stingray) is the source of this 4602-nucleotide messenger RNA. RefSeq lists its product as uncharacterized. NCBI's taxonomy places the organism in Eukaryota, Metazoa, Chordata, Chondrichthyes, Myliobatiformes, Dasyatidae. The record is from RefSeq and is a predicted model, not a curated record. The transcript is spliced from 18 exons. The coding region runs from base 134 to 2899 and encodes 921 amino acids.